CUAUAAUAUAUAUAUAGGAAUAAAUGUGUCCCAGAAUUAGACUCUGAACUGUGGUUUCUUUCAUCUGGUUGGCAUAUCAAGAAGAUCCCUUUCAGUGCAUUGAUCCAUAUUUCUUGAUUGUUCUUACCAUAAAGAUCUGAAUUGCUUCCAACAAUCAGGAAUUAGUGAAGAAGUCGGAGUUCUGAGGUACGACUGAAUAGUUAUGGAGAGCAGCAAAGAAAAUAAUUCCCCAAGGGAAGACUCCUCUGAAGAACUCCCGUCAUUGAUCAGAGCUAUCACUGCACAUGAGGUGGCUGGUUUCGAUAGUCUUAAAGAUCGCGAUGAUUCGAAGGGUCGACUUCAAUCAACUGGCUUUCAUCCUCUGAGUGCCUCAGUUUUCGGAAUUGAAGCUGCUGAGACGGAAGAUCAAAGCGGUCUUUCUAAGUCACAAAGGAUGCAUUCUGUGUCCAUCAGCAUGCCGCCUUCUCCUAUUGAAGCUCAUAUACAGAACACCAAGAGAGUUCUCUUCAGGGACACUGAGACAAUUUUGGGCAAUUCUGUUCCAAAUUCUGCUGCUUCAUAUACAAACUUUGGUGCUCAGACGAAACAGGCCCGCUUUUAUUCUCAACCGAUGCCGAAAGGUUCUGUACUGAACGAGGCCAUUUCUAGUGAAAAAUCUGCCAAUCUUCCUCCGAGGAAUCCCAGGAUUGAAAAGCUGAGAGAUAAUAGAUAUGAUUCUUUCAAGACGUGGUCAGGAAAACUUGAGAGACAAAUAUCAAAUUUGCGUGGUAAGCGUCAGCCUGAGCAAGGUUCCCAUGCUCAGCAACCUGCACAAAUGGAAAGUGUACCUGUUGACCGAUACUUUGAUGCUUUGGAGGGACCAGAACUGGAUACACUACGGGCUUCAGAAGAAAUACUUCUUCCGGAUGACAAGCAAUGGCCGUUCCUUCUACGCUUUCCUGUCUCAUCCUUUGGUAUCUGUCUUGGUGUUAGCAGCCAAGCCAUCAUGUGGAAAACACUGGCUUCCUCCGAAUCUACAAAGUUCCUCCACGUGAGCCCGGAUAUAAAUCUCGUCCUUUGGUUCAUAUCCGUUGCUUUAGUGGUGAUCGUGGCUGCAGUCUAUGCUCUCAAAGUUAUAUUCUACUUUGAAGCCGUUCGUCGUGAAUAUUACCACCCAAUACGUGUUAACUUCUUCUUUGCUCCUUGGAUCGCCCUUCUGUUCUUAGCACUCGGGAUUCCACCAUCGUUUUCUAAUACUCUGCAUGCAUCCCUAUGGUACAUUCUCAUGACCCCGAUUUUUUUUCUAGAGCUUAAGAUAUACGGUCAGUGGAUGUCAGGAGGACAACGGAGACUUUCAAAGGUGGCAAACCCGUCAAACCAUCUGUCGAUAGUCGGCAACUUUGUUGGUGCCUUGCUUGGUGCAUCUAUGGGGCUAAAAGAAGGGCCAGUUUUCUUCUUUGCUGUUGGAUUGGCUCAUUACACCGUCCUAUUUGUAACUCUCUACCAGAGACUUCCAACGAACGAGACGCUUCCUAAGGAGCUCCACCCGGUUUUCUUCCUGUUUGUAGCUGCACCUAGUGUUGCCUCAAUGGCAUGGGCUCGGAUUCAAGGGACAUUCGACUAUGGAUCCCGUAUUGCUUACUUCAUCGCCCUGUUCCUUUAUUUCUCACUGGCCGUCCGUGUUAAUUUCUUCCGAGGUUUCAGGUUCUCACUGGCAUGGUGGGCUUACACUUUCCCAAUGACCGGAGCUGCCAUUGCCACGAUCAGAUACUCGAGCGUCGUAACGAACUUAGUCACCAAAAUCCUGACUGUCAUCCUCUGCCUCGUUUCUACACUUACCGUGACAGCACUGCUUGUAACUACUAUCAUCCAUGCCUUUAUCCUCCGAGACCUUUUCCCAAAUGACAUUUCGAUUGCUAUAAGUGAUAGGAGUGACAGGAGACCUAAAACGACCCGACGAUGGUAUCAUCGGAGAUCAGGCAGCUCGGAAAGCAACGUGGAACACUACCUCAAGUUUUCAAAUUCAGAUGGCAAAGACAUCGAGGCUUCUGUUUGUCCUCCGAGUUGCAAUAACCAAGAGUUGUCCGCUUCUAGUGCAAAAUAAUUGAAAAUUUUUAUUCAGAUCAGAUUUUGCCACAACCAUCCACUGUGAUUAAUUUGAUUUUAACAAAUCUGAUCUGAAUUAGAAUUUUUCUAUAUAAUUUUACCCCACUCAUGUCAAAGGAGGAACUCACUAUAGAUUUUGAGGUCCAAUGAAGUUGAUGUGGUGAAGGGAGACUGAGGAUUGAUUGAGGCUGUAAAAAUUUUUUGGAAGUUGAGUGUUGAUAUUAUAGAGGUUUCUCAUAUGAAUAAUCUCUUUUCCAAGAUGAAUAUGGAUGUAUAGUGUUAGUACAAUAUGAAAUGUCACAACCUAAUACAUUUUACUCUAAA
Molecule: messenger RNA, 2409 nt
Organism: Sesamum indicum (sesame)
Lineage: Eukaryota; Viridiplantae; Streptophyta; Magnoliopsida; Lamiales; Pedaliaceae
Product: S-type anion channel SLAH2
Biological process (GO): intracellular monoatomic ion homeostasis; transmembrane transport
Cellular component (GO): membrane
Molecular function (GO): voltage-gated monoatomic anion channel activity
Source: RefSeq, a predicted model, not a curated record